This is a messenger RNA of Fonsecaea nubica, 1038 nucleotides long. RefSeq lists its product as hypothetical. Gene Ontology annotation, biological process: malate metabolic process; pyruvate metabolic process. Gene Ontology annotation, cellular component: mitochondrion. Bases 1 to 1038 code for a protein of 345 amino acids. The transcript has a single exon. Gene Ontology annotation, molecular function: malate dehydrogenase (decarboxylating) (NAD+) activity; NAD binding. NCBI's taxonomy places the organism in Eukaryota, Fungi, Ascomycota, Eurotiomycetes, Chaetothyriales, Herpotrichiellaceae. The record is from RefSeq and is a predicted model, not a curated record.
AUGGGACAGGGAAAGUUUGACCACCUUCCGCUUGCCGCCAAAGGUCCGCUCAAAGUACCUCUCUACGGCCGCGUGCUUCUGGACAAUCCCUUCUACAACAAGGGAACAUGCUUCACGUCCCAGGAGCGUCUGGAUUUUGGCCUCAAGGGUCUCCUCCCCACCAAUAUCCAGAAACUCGAUGAACAGGUUAUGCGAGCCUAUCAACAGUACUGCAAUCAGCCAGAUGACCUUUCCAAGAACACCUUCAUGACCUCGAUGGCCGAGCAGAAUACCGUGCUCUACUACCGUCUCAUUCAAGAUCACCUGCGGGAAAUGUUCAGUAUCAUCUACACUCCAACCGAAGGUGAUGCAAUCGAGAAUUACUCGCGAGUCUUUCGCAGGCCGGAUGGCUGUUUUCUGAGUAUCAAGCAUCCGGACGAGGUGGAGGAGCGACUGAGUAAGUUUGUUAGAAAGAACGAGCCCGACGGCGGGGUCGACUACAUCGUUGUCAGUGACGGGGAAGAGAUCCUAGGAAUCGGCGAUCAAGGAGUUGGAGGUAUCCUGAUCAGCGUGGCCAAGUUGGCUCUGAUGACCAUCUGUAGUGGGCUGCAUCCGGACCGUACCCUCCCCGUCGUGCUCGAUACGGGAACGGACAACGAGAACCUUUUGAAUGACAACCUCUAUCUUGGUCACCGCUUCAGACGCGUUCGAGGCCAACAAUACGACGAUUUCUGUGAUCAAUUCAUUCGCACAGCCAGAAAGCUCUAUCCGAAGGCUUAUAUCCAUUUUGAAGACUUUGGUCUUCCUAACGCCAGAAGGUUGCUGGACAAAUAUCGCAGCGAGUUCCCUGUCUUCAAUGACGAUAUCCAAGGGACCGGGUGCGUGACUCUGGCGGCUAUCAUGGCCGGCUUACAUAUCAACGGGGUGAAGAUGUCGGACUUGCGAGUGGUUAUUUUCGGAGCUGGGACUGCUGGGUGCGGAAUCGCUGAGCAGAUCCAAGCGGCCAUCGCCACUCAAUCCGAGAAGAGCAAGGAAGAUGUUGCGAACCAGAUAUGGUAG